Cynara cardunculus var. scolymus (artichoke) is the source of this 2568-nucleotide messenger RNA. RefSeq names its product dammarenediol II synthase-like. The transcript has 18 exons. The record is from RefSeq and is a predicted model, not a curated record. Gene Ontology annotation, molecular function: beta-amyrin synthase activity. Gene Ontology annotation, cellular component: lipid droplet. Bases 65 to 2353 code for a protein of 762 amino acids. Gene Ontology annotation, biological process: triterpenoid biosynthetic process. NCBI's taxonomy places the organism in Eukaryota, Viridiplantae, Streptophyta, Magnoliopsida, Asterales, Asteraceae.
CUUCCUCAACAUUAUACACAUACACACAAACACACACACACACACAUCCUUCAUCACUUCGAUCAUGUGGAAACUCAAAAUCGGUGAAGGAAACGAUGAGAAUUUAUUUAGCACCAACAACUUUGUCGGCAGACAGAUAUGGGAGUUCGAUCCAACGGCCGGAACUGAAGAAGAACGAUCACGAGUCGAAGACGCUAGAGAACAGUUCCUCGUUAAUAAGAAGAAGCUCGGCAUCCAUUGUUGCAGCGAUUUGCUCAUGCGUAUGCAGCUUAUUAAGGAAAGUGGAAUCGAUCUUAGCGAGCCAGCGGUGAGACUUGGAGAAGACGAAGAGGUGAACUAUGAGGCGGUGACGACAGCAGUUCGAAAAGCGGUCCGAUUGAACCGGGCGAUUCAAGCUUGGGAUGGUCAUUGGCCGGCUGAAAACGCUGGCCCUCUCUUCUUCACCCCUCCCCUUAUAUUUGGCCUUUAUAUAAGUGGCACAAUGGACACGAUCUUGACAAAACAUCACAAGAAAGAGAUGAUACGUUACAUGUACAACCAUCAAAAUGAAGAUGGAGGAUGGGGAUUCUAUAUAUCAGGGAAGAGCACAAUGAUGGGUAGUGCUUUAAACUAUAUCGCCUUAAGAAUUCUUGGAGAAGGUCUUCCUACCGACGAUGAUGAUUAUAGUGCUAUUGCUCGAGGCCGUAAAUGGGUGCUCGACCACGGUGGUGCUACCUCCAUUCCUUCCUGGGGCAAAGUUUUUAUUGCGGCUCUCGGAGUGUAUGAAUGGGAAGGUUGCAACCCUCUUCCUCCCGAAUUCUGGCUUUUUCCUAAUUUCUUGCCUUAUCAUCCAGCAAAAAUGUGGUGUUACUGUCGUGAAACAUAUAUGCCAAUGUCACAUUUAUAUGGUAAAGCCUUCCAUGGCCCUAUUACAGAUCUCGUCUUAUCUAUAAGACGAGAAAUCUAUCCCAUCCCCUAUCACCAGAUUGAUUGGAACAAACAACGCCAUAAUUGUUGCAAGGAGGAUUUGUUCUACCCUCAUUCCUUCAUACAAGAUCUUCUAUGGGACGGUCUUCACUACUUUAGCGAACCGCUUAUGAAAAAAUGGCCGUUCUGUAAGCUCAGAGAGAAGGGUCUCAAGCGAGUCGUUGAUCUAAUGCGCUAUGGAGCCGAGGAAAGCCGUUUCAUAUGUCUUGGUUGUGUUGACAAGGCUUUGCAACUUAUAUCAUUUUAUGCGGAGGAUCCAGAUGGGGUUGAAUUCAAACGACACAUCGCAAGAGUUCCUGAUUUCUUAUGGCUGGCGGAGGAUGGUAUGAAGAUGCAAAGUUUUGGUAGUCAGUUGUGGGAUUGCACUCUUGCUACUCAAGCGAUUAUUGCAAGUAAUAUGGUCGAAGAAUACGGAGAUUCGCUCAAGAAAGCUCAUUUCUACUUGAAAGAAUCACAGAUUAAAGACAACCCAGAAGGAGAUUAUGCUGAAAUUUGUCGCCAAUUUACCAAAGGGGCUUGGACUUUCUCUGAUCAAGAUCAUGGUUGGGUCGUCUCAGAUUGCACAGCUGAAGCUUUGAAGUGUCUCUUGGCAUUGUCUCAAAUGCCGGAAGAAAUCGCUGGAGAAAAGGCGGACAACGAGCGAUUAUACGAUGCUGUUAACGUCCUCCUCUACUUACAAAAUCCCGACAGCGGUGGUUUUGCAAUCUGGGAGGCACCUGUUCCGAAACCAUAUUUAGAGAAAUUGAAUCCUUCAGAACUUUUUGCAGACAUUGUGGUCGAGAGAGAGCACGUUGAAUGUACCGGUUCGAUAAUCCAGGCACUGACAAUGUUCAAACGUCUGCAUCCUGGGCAUCGCGAGAAGGAAAUAGAAGUUGCUGUCGAGAAAGGGAUACGAUAUCUGGAAAAAAAGCAAUGGGAGGACGGUUCUUGGUAUGGUUAUUGGGGUAUUUGCUUCAUUUAUGGCACAUAUUUUGUGCUGCAAGGAUUGGUAGCAUGUGGGAAGACAUACGAAAACAGCGAAACUGUUCGUAAAGGUGUCAAGUUUUUUCUUUCGACACAAAACGCUGAAGGUGGAUGGGGAGAGAGCUUUGAAUCAUGCCCAAAAGAGAAAUUCAUACCGUUAGAGGGAAACCGAACGAAUUUUGUCCAAACAGCAUGGGCAAUGCUUGGUCUUUUAUACGCUGGACAGCUCGAAAGGGAUCCAACACCUUUACAUAAAGCAGCAAAAUUGCUAAUUAACGGGCAGUUGGAUAACGGAGAUUUUCCACAGCAGGAUAUCACUGGAGCAUACAUGAAAAACUGCAUGCUACAUUAUGCCGAGUAUAGGAACAUCUUUCCACUACGAGCACUGGGAGAAUAUCGUACACGUGCUUGGUUGUCCAAAUGAGAUCUCUAAAUUCCAUCGAUAAGUCGAUCUGGUUCAUGUUAUUGUCAUAAACUCUUAUUUUUUCACAAAUCUACAAGUGACAAAAAUGAGACACCUUCAAAGAAUGAACAUUUAUUAAAUGGUAUGAUUUUGGAAUAAGUAGUACACGAAUAACAACGUGUAUUUACCAUGGAGAUCUAUGUUUUUGAACAUGUCAUGUUGUAGUGUGUGUUAGG